AUGGGUAACAAUACGAGUAGUCUAAAGGAGGCCGAGAUGGAACGAGAACUUAAAAUGAAGAUGGAACAAGAACUUAAAAUGAAGGAGAUGGAAUUUAAGAAUAGGCAAGAAGUUAAAGCCAGCGAGGUGGAACUGAGGAAGGUGGAAAUGGAAAUUAAGGAGGUGGAACUGAGGAAGGCGGAGAUGGAAUUUAAGAAUAGGCAAGAACUUAAAGCCAGGGAGAUGGAACUGAGAAAGGCGGAGAUGGAAAUUAAGAGUGGACAAGAACUCAAAGAGAAGGAGAUGGAACUGAAUAGACAACGCGAGAUAGCCGAACUGAUAAUUGAAUUGAAAAAGACCAAAUCAAAAUACUUCAGUGAACUUACGAAAUCUUAUAUGGAUAUUAUAUGCGAAAUUAUUAAGCAAAAUUCCGUCCUCUAUGACAAAGCCAACGACUCUUUAAAUAAAAUGACAAAUGAAAACCUCCCUGAAUCAGUCAAGAAAACUAUCACAGAUACCUAUAAUAGAAUCACCAAUGAUAUCAUGAGUACUACCGACCUUAUCAAUUAUGCAACAAAAGAGGCUAAUAAACUUAAUAUUCAGGAUACUGAGGAAUAUAUUAAAUUAAUAAACACAUUGGUCGAUAAUGGUCGUCUUACUAGCAAAGACAGAGAAAAACUUCUUGAUGCUCCGUAUGAUCCUGUGAUUGCAAGCGGGAAACCCGAAAAU
Molecule: messenger RNA, 708 nt
Organism: Acaulospora morrowiae
Lineage: Eukaryota; Fungi; Glomeromycota; Glomeromycetes; Diversisporales; Acaulosporaceae
Source: the annotation of a GenBank genome assembly